UAUUGUUCCAAAAACUAACGAAGUGCGAUAAAGGAAUACUCCGUAGAAGUAAAGCUAGCUGGGCCAGCUCGAACGCCAGAAUCAAACACAAAAUGGAUGAGGCUCUGGUAAAAGAUGCAAAAUCUAUAGCCGCUCCAUUAGUAUUCUUCGUUGUUGGGGUUUUUCAAUUUCUGUCCCGAUACGUCGAGCUGCAAAAGACGAAAACAUCCAUAUCUGAUAUGGAUGCGAAGCUGAAAGCAGAAAUUAAGCAGCUCAUGAAGGAGGCCAAUGCCUUAUCACAGCCAUCAACCUUUGCCCAAGCUGCAAAACUGAAAAGGACUGUUGCAACUAAGGAGAAGGAACUUGCAAAAAAUCAAAGGAUCCAUAGCGAGGCGAUAAAAAUGUCCUACGAUAUGUACACAAAGUUCCUAUUAAUUUUAAAGAUCAUCACGUACUCUAUGCUCCUUAUUUGGUUUUGGCGUAUGCCUGUGGCUUCUGUAUCUAAGCAGCUGGUACAACCUUUUGGUAAAAUGCUAUCAUGGCGAGCAGGAGAUUUUGUAAAUGACAAUGUCAUGGUUGGUAUCAUUCCAUGGCUCAUCCUGUGUACGAGGGUCAGUAAAAUUAUUUGCCGGAAAGUUCUGAAAUAGGAUAUAAAUAUGAGCAACCAGUCUUUGUGAUAUACUUUCAUAUUUGCCCACUUUCUAGUAACUUGGAUACACUCAGGAAUGUAAGCCAAUUUUAGUUCUGGCACACAGGUUCUGAUAACAUUUCUAGCAAGUAAAUAUUCUUUUGAAGUAUUCAAUUGCGUGUUAAUUAAGCUCAAGUAGUAC
This is a messenger RNA of Cuscuta epithymum, 809 nucleotides long. The record is from the annotation of a GenBank genome assembly. Lineage: Eukaryota; Viridiplantae; Streptophyta; Magnoliopsida; Solanales; Convolvulaceae.